AUGGAAGGGUUCGAUUUCAAAUGCUUUAUACUAAAUAAGGGAAUCCAGAGUGGAUUGCUUACCUACCGGAGCGGUUCCGGUGACACUUCCGCGGCGGUGGCGUCUGAGGAAUCAGGUGAUACGUUCUUUCGAUUCAAUUUCUUUCUCCUCCAAUUCUUUGUGUGUGUUGUUGAUAUUCUCCCAACCCGUUGUAUUUACGUUGCUAUGUUCGUGAAUUGCCGGCGCUGCGAAAUGCUUCACUUGCUGAAGUUUCAGAAACGUGUUGUUUGUUUUAUACGCCGAGCUUCCUGA
This is a messenger RNA of Lathyrus sativus (Indian pea), 291 nucleotides long. The record is from the annotation of a GenBank genome assembly. Lineage: Eukaryota; Viridiplantae; Streptophyta; Magnoliopsida; Fabales; Fabaceae.